AUGAUCUUACAACGCUCCAUCCGCGCAUUUCCAGCAUUCAGUUUACAUUCGCAGUCGCGAUCAAAAUAUAAAAAGGCAUCAAAUAGACAUCAUGCUUCUAUAUACAGAAGCAUACACUCUUGGCCGUGUGUUGCAAACCCCACACCAUAUCAAGUCCUUGGUCUUAGUAGAGACGCGCCGUAUAACAAGAAGGCAUUCAACUCUCUUGUCAAGCUAUACCACCCGGACUUGCAUCAGAAUCAACAAGAAUCUGAACGGGACCCAUCCUCUACCCAAAUACGUCUGCAGAGAUACUAUCUAGUCGUGGCGGCUCACGAGCUGCUCAGCUGUCCAGCAAAACGCCUGCAAUACGACCGACACAAUAUCGGCUGGAAAUACCCUGCGAUGCAGUCAAACAGCAGCUCAGGCAGAAGAACAGGCCGCUAUCAACAAGCUUCUCAUGAACCACCACACGAUGCCUACUCACCACGAGGGCCUCAGAAGCCUAUUUACAUGUCUAACGGAUUCUUUGCCAUCUUGGUCUUGUCAGUGGUCAUGGCCAACGGCGUAAUACAACACGAGCGAGCAAAGAGGUCUGCUUCCAAGCAUAAGAGCCAGGUGUAUUGGAUCCAUGAAAAUAUUGUCAACUCUCUAGCUCAGUCACUUCAGCUUAACGCAAGCAAGUCAAGAGAUCGGCGGAUUCUGGAGUUUCUAUGCCGUCAGUACAUAGCAACGAAGAAGUCCGAUAAUCGUAUUCUUGGCCUUAUGGACGAAGAAGACUGGGAAAACAACAUUUGCAGACACUAG
Molecule: messenger RNA, 786 nt
Organism: [Torrubiella] hemipterigena
Lineage: Eukaryota; Fungi; Ascomycota; Sordariomycetes; Hypocreales; Clavicipitaceae
Source: the annotation of a GenBank genome assembly